CAGCGGAGGGGGCUCGCAGCUGGCCGCCUCUCCUGCCCAGCUUCCCGAGCUCGGCCUGAGCCCCGAGCCCCGAGCUCCGAGCCCGCGGCCUCACCGUCGCAGCCACCGUGCCCAUGGAGCUGCAGAAGCCCGGCCCCGGGGCCAGAGUGGAGGAGGAACCGGGACCGUCCACAGCUCGGGAGGCGGGAGCGGACCCCGGGGAUCGCGGGGAAGAGGAGGAAGAGGAGAAAAAUGACCCUCCUUUUCAACUGAAACCUCCUCCUAAAGCUUGCAGACCUGAAAAGGAAAUCGAUUCCGAAUACGAAGAGAAGAUGAAAGCAGACCGAGCAAAAAGAUUUGAAUUUCUGCUGAAGCAGACGGAGCUUUUUGCUCAUUUCAUUCAGCCGGCGGCUCAGAAAUCACCAACAUCGCCACUGAAGGUGAAAGUGGGCCGGCCCCGAGUGAAGCGCGAUGAAAAGCAGUGCCUUCUUUCAGCUGGGGACUACCGCCACAGAAGGACUGAGCAAGAAGAAGAUGAGGAACUUUUGUCUGAGAGCCGGAAAACAUCGAAUGUUUGUGUCCGAUUCGAAGUGUCCCCUUCAUAUGUGAAAGGAGGAACUCUGAGAGAUUAUCAGGUUAGGGGCCUGAACUGGAUGAUCUCCCUUUAUGAAAAUGGAGUUAAUGGCAUUCUGGCAGAUGAAAUGGGUCUCGGAAAAACUUUACAAACAAUUGCGUUGCUUGGCUAUCUAAAACACUAUCGGAACAUUCCUGGGCCUCACAUGGUUUUGGUUCCCAAAUCAACUUUACACAACUGGAUGAAUGAAUUUAAACGCUGGGUGCCCUCUCUUCGGGCUGUUUGUCUCAUUGGGGACAAGGAUGCAAGAGAUCGCAAAGGUCACUGGCAGUGGUCCAGCCAUCACAGCUGCCAGGUUUUCAGUACUCGAGGAUGUAGUUCAUCUGGGCCGGGUGUCUUGAACUCAUCAAGGGCAGCUAAGUUUUUGUAUUUGGCUGCUUUCAUUCGUGAUGUAAUGAUGCCAGGAGAGUGGGAUGUUUGUGUCACAUCAUAUGAAAUGGUAAUUAAAGAAAAGUCUGUUUUCAAAAAGUUUAAUUGGCGGUACUUGGUCAUUGAUGAAGCUCACAGAAUCAAGAAUGAAAAGUCCAAGCUUUCUGAGAUCGUUCGGGAGUUCAAGACCACAAACCGGUUGUUACUAACUGGAACGCCAUUGCAGAAUAAUCUUCACGAGCUCUGGGCGUUACUCAAUUUCUUGCUGCCUGACGUCUUCAAUUCCGCAGAAGAUUUUGAUUCCUGGUUUGACACUAAAAAUUGUCUUGGUGAUCAAAAGCUUGUGGAAAGACUACAUGCAGUUUUAAAACCAUUUUUGUUACGGCGUAUAAAAGCUGAAGUAGAAAAGAGCCUACCUCCUAAAAAGGAAGUAAAAAUUUACCUUGGCCUAAGUAAGAUGCAAAGGGAAUGGUACACGCGGAUCCUGAUGAAAGAUAUUGAUAUUUUAAAUUCGGCUGGAAAGAUGGAUAAAAUGCGGCUGCUGAAUAUUCUCAUGCAAUUGCGAAAGUGUUGUAACCAUCCCUACCUCUUUGACGGGGCUGAACCUGGCCCACCAUAUACGACUGACACCCAUCUUGUCAAUAAUAGUGGCAAAAUGGUGGCGCUGGAUAAACUCUUGUCAAAGCUCAAAGAACAGGGGUCAAGAGUCCUCAUUUUUAGCCAGAUGACACGAUUGCUGGAUAUCCUGGAGGAUUAUUGCAUGUGGCGGGGUUAUGAGUACUGUCGGCUAGAUGGCCAGACGCCGCAUGAGGAGAGGGAGGAAGCCAUAGAUACCUUCAAUGCUCCUAACAGUACCAAAUUCAUUUUUAUGCUGAGUACAAGGGCUGGAGGUCUUGGAAUUAAUUUGGCGACUGCGGAUGUGGUUAUAUUAUAUGAUUCAGACUGGAAUCCACAGGUUGAUCUGCAAGCUAUGGAUCGAGCUCAUCGUAUUGGUCAGAAGAAGCCAGUACGGGUAUUCCGGCUUAUUACUGACAACACUGUGGAAGACAGGAUUGUAGAAAGAGCAGAGAUAAAAUUGAGGCUUGACUCCAUUGUUAUACAGCAAGGCAGGCUCAUUGAUCAACAGUCUAACAAGUUGGCAAAAGAUGAGAUGCUUCAGAUGAUACGUCAUGGAGCCACACAUGUUUUUGCUUCCAAAGAAAGUGAACUGACAGAGGAAGACAUUACAACUAUUUUAGAGAGAGGGGAAAAGAAGACUGCAGAGAUGAAUGAACGGCUGCAGAAAAUGGGAGAGAGCUCUCUUAGAAAUUUCUCCAUGGACACCGAAACAAGUUUGUACAACUUUGAAGGUGAAGAUUAUAGAGAAAAACAAAAGCUCAGCAUGAUGGAGUGGAUAGAGCCUCCUAAGCGAGAACGCAAGGCCAAUUAUGCGGUGGAUGCCUAUUUCAGGGAGGCUUUACGUGUCAGUGAGCCGAAGGUUCCAAAGGCCCCCCGACCACCAAAACAACCAAACAUCCAAGAUUUUCAAUUCUUUCCACCACGUUUAUUUGAGCUUCUGGAAAAAGAAAUUCUUUAUUAUCGGAAGACUAUAGGUUAUAAGGUGCCAAGGAAUCCUGAACUCCCCAAUUCAGCCCAGGCUCAGAAAGAGGAGCAGAAGAAGAUUGAUGAAGCCGAGCCUCACACAUCUGAGGAGACUGAGGAGAAAGAAAAACUUCUCACUCAAGGAUUCACAAACUGGAACAAACGAGAUUUUAACCAGUUUAUUAAAGCUAAUGAGAAGUAUGGGCGUGAUGAUAUAGAUAAUAUUGCCCGAGAGGUGGAGGGAAAAUCACCUGAGGAGGUCAUUGAAUAUUCAGCUGUGUUUUGGGAGCGUUGUAAUGAGCUACAAGAUAUCGAAAGAAUCAUGGCUCAAAUUGAACGAGGAGAAGCUAGAAUUCAGCGCCGGAUCAGUAUCAAGAAAGCCCUGGACGCCAAAAUUGCAAGAUACAAGGCACCAUUUCAUCAGCUGCGCAUUCAGUAUGGAACCAACAAAGGGAAGAACUACACUGAAGAGGAAGAUAGAUUCUUGAUUUGUAUGCUCCAUAAAAUGGGUUUUGACAAGGAGAAUGUGUAUGAAGAGUUACGGCAGUGUGUGCGCAAUGCUCCUCAAUUUCGUUUUGAUUGGUUUAUCAAAUCGAGAACUGCCAUG
Messenger RNA from Trichosurus vulpecula (common brushtail), 3170 nucleotides. RefSeq names its product SWI/SNF related, matrix associated, actin dependent regulator of chromatin, subfamily a, member 1 (gene SMARCA1). Gene Ontology annotation, cellular component: chromatin; nucleus. Lineage: Eukaryota; Metazoa; Chordata; Mammalia; Diprotodontia; Phalangeridae. Gene Ontology annotation, molecular function: nucleosome binding; histone binding; DNA binding. The record is from RefSeq and is a predicted model, not a curated record. Gene Ontology annotation, biological process: regulation of transcription by RNA polymerase II; nucleosome organization.